GUCCCGUAGCGUUCUCUCUCUCUCUCUCUCUCUCUCUCUCUCUCUCUCCCUCCUUCACUGUCACUUGUUACAGGUCCCGUAAUUGGAUGACGUCGCGGCCAGUCAUCGAAGUCUCGCGACAUCCCGAGAACCAAUGAGACGCUAGUGGGCGCGUAUAAAGACCCGGAUGCGACACGAGCGCGGGAGAAGCGUUUGCUUUGUUUUGUUUGCUCUCCUGCGUUUGCUGUCGUAUUUUUGCUCUUGUUUAGUUUGAUUUGUUUAUUGUGUGUUUUCUUCACUUGAAACUGUGUUCAUCAUGCCCUACUACUGAUACUGUGAUUAUGGCGUGACUCGACUCUUGAUUUGUCAGAGUUUGUUCAAGUCCUUCUCCGAUACAUAGUGAUGGGACCAGUCUCUCCCAGGUCAACAGGGGAGGCGCAGUUGAGAGUGCGGAUUGAACGGCUCCGUAUGGAAGCUCGAGAAAGAGCACAAUCCCGCCAAGCAGAACUAGAUCUGCGUCUACAGGUGCGCAAGCUCGAAAUUGAAGCCGAUAAGGAGGUUAAGCUUCGACAGUUGGACAUCGAGGCGGCGAAGGCUGCUGCGGUUUCCUCUGUUCCACAGAACUCUUCAUCGGUAAGUGACAAUUCAGCUAAUUCGACUUCAGCCACUUUUGAUGUUGGCAAACAUAUUGCCUUAGUGCCAAGUUUUCGUGAAACGGAAGUGGAUAGCUAUUUUAACGCUUUCGAAAGAAUUGCAACUUCUUUGGGUUGGCCAAAAGAGGUAUGGUCAUUGUUGUUGCAAUGUAAAUUAGCUGGGAAAGCUUUAGAAGUUUAUUCAACCUUGUCUUUAGAAGACAGUCUUAAGUAUGAGGUGGUUAAGCUAGCUGUACUUAAAGCUUAUGAAUUAGUCCCAGAGGCCUAUAGGCAGCAAUUUCGUACUCGUAGAAAAAACGCCAGUCAAACGUACGUCGAAUUUGCCCGAGACAAGGGAAUCCUUUUUGAUAGGUGGUGCGCUUCUAGUAAGGUGGAUGAUUUCACAUCGCUUAGAGAGCUUAUGCUACUAGAAGAUUUUAAACAGUGUCUUCCAGAGAGAAUGGUGCUGUAUUUGAAUGAACAGAAAGUAACAACUUUAUCUCAGGCAGCAGUGUUAGCGGAUGAGUUUGUGCUCACACACCGAAAUGUUUUUCAGCCAGCAAGCAUUGAAAAGUCCUUUUUUAGGGUGCCGACGAAAGUUCAGCAACCCAAGUUAAAUGGCGAGAAGCCCAAAGAAAUGCGGGAGUGUUUUUACUGUCAUAAGAAGGGACAUGUUAUAGCGGAUUGUUUGACUCUGAAGCGUAAGCAGCAGACCCAAACAAAAGAGGUUGCAUUUGUGAAUGCCAUUGAUCCGGGUGCACAUCUUGAACCGAUUCAAGGUGAGGUUGACAGUGUUUAUGUACCAUUUCUUUCUAAAGGUUACGUAUCAUUAUCAGGUAAGGAGGAAGAUCAGGUAGAAGUGCGGGUGUUAAGAGACACGGGCGCUGCCCAGUCAUUUGUGUGUGCAGAUGUUUUGCCUUUUUCAGAUCAGACAUCAGUUGGAUCUAAUAGACUCGUACAGAGUUUCAGCAUGGAGGUCAUGAGAGUCCCGGUUCAUCGUAUCCAUCUGCAGACAGACUUGGUGUCCGGUUUUGUGGAGGUAGGAGUACGCCCUGCUUUACCAGUGAAAGGUGUAUCCUUCAUUUUGGGUAACGAUUUGGCCGGAGGGAAGGUGGUACCUUCACUUGAGGUAGUUGAUACUCUGACAGAGCAUAGCUCUGAUGAUUUGGCACAGAAAUAUCCAAGUGCAUUUACUGCUUGCGUCAUCACACGUGCUCAAUCAAAGAAAGAUGGUGGUGUGUCUUUAUUUGACUCUUUCUUAUGUGCAGAUCAAGAGGCUGAGGGAAGUCUUGCAGAUGAGUCUCAUGUCAGUGAUCAGGGGAAUGAGGUUGUCGUAAGCGACCCAUUAAUAUUGACGGUAACUCGUGAAAAGCUAAUUGAAGCUCAGAAGAAUGAUAUUUCACUUGUAAAAUGUUUUAAACUGGCUGAGAAACCUGCACUUAACAAUGUCUCAUUUUUAGUGAGAGAUGGACUGCUGGUGCGGAAGUGGCAUAAAAAUAAUGCUGUCGAGGAUGAGUGGAACGUUGUUUAUCAGGUGGUGGUUCCUUCCAUUUUUCGUCAACAGGUAUUGUCGUUGGCGCACGAUCAUCUGCUCUCCGGACACUUAGGGGUGACGAAAACAUACAAUCGUGUUUUACAGCAUUUCUUUUGGUACGGUUUGAAGCGUGACGUUGUAAAGUACUGCAAGACUUGUCAUGUUUGCCAGUAUGCUGGAAAGCCAAACCAGGUGAUUCCACCAGCCCCUUUAAUACCAAUUCCCGUCAUAGGCGAACCUUUUGAACAUGUGAUUGUGGAUUGUGUUGGUCCUUUGCCAAAGACCAAAUCUGGUAAUCAGUUUUUAUUGACUAUUAUGUGUUCAGCUACCAGAUACCCGGAAGCAAUUCCACUACGCAAAAUCACAUCCCGAGCAGUCGUUAAAGUUUUAACAAAGUUUUUUACCACAUUUGGUUUACCAAGAAUUGUCCAGACUGAUCAGGGGACUAAUUUUCUGUCUAAGUUGUGUGCUCAAGUUUUUAAGUCACUCAAUAUUACACAUCGCAUAGCCAGUGCCUAUCACCCAGAAAGUCAGGGGUCCUUGGAGAGGUUCCAUCAGACUUUAAAAGCAAUGCUUAGGAAAUACUGCCUCGAGACAGGGUCCGAGUGGGAUGAAGGUGUUCCCUUGCUUUUAUUUUCAAUUCGUGAAACCGUGCAGGAGUCCCUCAAGUUCAGCCCAUCAGAGCUGGUCUUUGGCCAUACUUUUAGAGGACCAUUGAAAGUCCUAAAAGAGAGGAUGUUAGGCAUUGAGGACUCUAAGAAAACAAACGUGUUAGACUAUGUUAGCAAAUUCCGUGAUCAACUUCAGAAAUCAUGUAUGCUGGCUCGUGAGACAUUGGCUAAAGCUCAAGGCAAGAUGAAAAUGUGGUAUGAUAAAUCUGCUGUCAACAGAUCUUUUGCAGUUGGCGAUCAGGUGCUGGUUCUACUUCCCGUUCCAGGGUCUGCAUUAACUGCACGGUUUUCAGGGCCUUAUGAGAUCUUGGAGAAGAGAGGAGAGACAGAUUAUGUAUUGCGUACACCAGACAGGAGACGUCAGAAACGGGUAUGUCAUAUCAAUAUGUUAAAAGCUUACCAUACCAGAGAUGACAGGGAGUCACCUAAGGAGAAGGAAGACGAUUGUGUCCGUCCAGUAGGUGUGGCAUGUGACGAGCUCAUUUGCUGACGAUCAAGACAAUGCGGAAGGCUUAUUGGAGUUAGAUACCCCAUUGUUAUCUGCUAGAUUGUCUAAUUCUGAAACCCUAGCCAAUCUGUCAAGUUUCUUGGCACAUCUUAAUACCGAUCAGAGGGAUGAUAUCAUUAAACUCCUUAGCAAUUUUUCUUCUAUACUGGGGGACACUCCUACACUAACCAAUGUUUUACAGCAUGAUAUCAAUGUAGGGGAGGCCCAGCCGAUUAAGCAGCAUCCUUAUAGAGUUAACUUUAUUAAAAGAGCUGCAAUGAGGAAGGAAACUCAGUAUCUAUUAGAGAAAGGUUUAGCCAGUCCUAGUCUUAGUGCAUGGAGUUCGCCAUGUCUUUUGGUACAAAAGUCAGAUGGUACCGCACGCUUUUGUACAGACUACCGACGUGUCAAUGCUGUAACUGUCCCUGAUUGUUUCCCGAUGCCACGGAUAGAGGACUGUGUUGACAGCGUUGGUUCCGCCAAAUUUGUGAGUAAGCUGGAUUUGCUCAAGGGAUAUUGGCAAGUUCCAUUAACGCCCAGAGCAUCUGAAAUUUCAGCUUUUGUAACACCAGAUUGUUUUUUUCAGUACAGGGUUAUGGCGUUCGGCCUGCGAAAUGCCGCAGCCACUUUUCAGAGACUGGUUAAUUUGGUUCUUGCUGAUGUCCCGAAUUGUAACGCUUAUCUUGAUGAUAUUGUGGUUUAUUCACAGAGUUGGAGUGAGCAUGUAUCUCUUUUAGAGACUGUGUUCAAGCAUUUGCAGGAGGCUUCAUUGACUUUGAAUUUCUCCAAGUGUGAAAUCGGUAAGGCUACAGUGACUUACCUUGGUAAGCAGGUGGGGUAUGGUCAAGUACGUCCGGUGAUGGCCAAAAUUUCAGCGAUAAAUGACUUUCCAGUACCUAAGACCCGACGUGAGCUACGUAGAUUCCUGGGCAUGGCCGGUUUCUAUCGGUGUUUUUGUCGCAAUUUCUCCUCCGUUGCUGCACCAUUAACUACUUUACUCAGUCCUUCAGAACAUUUUGUCUGGUCAACUGAUUGUCAAACAGCAUUUGAAAAUAUUAAAGUGUUGCUGUGUAGUAAGCCUGUUCUGUCUGCUCCAAAUUUCUCCUUGGCGUUCAAACUGGAAGUGGAUGCGAGUGAUUUAGGAGCUGGUGCCGUACUCAUACAAGAGGAUAAGGAUGGAAUCGAUCACCCGGUCUGUUAUUUCUCUAAGAAGUUUAAUAGAAGUCAACGGAACUAUUCAACGAUAGAGAAGGAGGCUUUGGCUUUGCUGUUGGCAAUCCAACACUUCGAGGUUUACGUUGGUUCUUCUGUAUUUCCUGUGACUGUUUAUACAGACCACAACCCUUUAACUUUUAUUUCACGUAUGCGUAACCAGAACCAAAGGUUGAUGAGGUGGUCCCUUAUUUUUCAGAACUACAAUCUUGAGAUCCGGUACAAGAAGGGUACAGAUAAUGUCGUGGCAGACGUUCUGUCUCGGGUCUAAGGAAGAGUACCUACUGGUAUAGGUUGGUUCUAUCAAACAUGUGUAUGUUUGUUUUUUAAGGGUGGGGGUGUUACGUCCCGUAGCGUUCUCUCUCUCUCUCUCUCUCUCUCUCUCUCUCUCUCCUUCACUGUCACUUGUUACAGGUCCCGUAAUUGGAUGACGUUGCGGCCAGUCAUCGGAGUCUCGCGACAUCCCGAGAACCAAUGAGACGCUAGUGGGCGCGUAUAAAGACCCGGAUGCGACACGAGCGCGGGAGAAGCGUUUGCUUUGUUUUGUUUGCUCUCCUGCGUUUGCUGUCGUAUUUUUGCUCUUGUUUAGUUUGAUUUGUUUAUUGUGUGUUUUCUUCACUUGAAACUGUGUUCAUCAUGCCCUACUACUGAUACUGUGAUUAUGGCGUGACUCGACUCUUGAUUUGUCAGAGUUUGUUCAAGUCCUUCUCCGAUACAUAGUGAUGGGACCAGGUUAGUAUGUCACGUGACUUACACCUCGCAACACGUAGAGUAAAGUUGUUUAAACACACUAGUUUAGGAGCAGGUGCCAAUUUAUGUAUUUAUGUUUGUUAGUUAGUGUAGAUAGCUACACUGAAGAUGUUAUUUUCCUUGCUUUCUUUUGAUUAGUUUAGAAUUUGUUGGGGUUUAGUUAACUUGUUUUGUUUUAUUGAUUUUUAUUUAUUUUUUUUUAUUUUAUUUUUUUUAUUUUUUUUUUUUUAGCACCGCUCUCGUCCCUCGCUUUGUUAUCGUUUAUUUUACUUUUGUACAUAAUUUGUAAAUAGGUAUUUGUUUGUUUUGGAUGUAUGUUUGGUUCACUGCUUAUUGUAUCAUUGGUGUUUUGUUACAUUGAAUUAUUUUUCCCUUACUAAAAGCAACUACAAAUUUA
Megalobrama amblycephala (Wuchang bream) is the source of this 5662-nucleotide messenger RNA. RefSeq lists its product as uncharacterized. The record is from RefSeq and is a predicted model, not a curated record. The transcript is spliced from 2 exons. Gene Ontology annotation, biological process: DNA integration. The coding region runs from base 382 to 3306 and encodes 974 amino acids. Lineage: Eukaryota; Metazoa; Chordata; Actinopteri; Cypriniformes; Xenocyprididae. Gene Ontology annotation, molecular function: zinc ion binding; nucleic acid binding.